Messenger RNA from Piliocolobus tephrosceles (Ugandan red Colobus), 3826 nucleotides. It is a transcript of the gene XPC, whose product is annotated as XPC complex subunit, DNA damage recognition and repair factor. The coding region runs from base 780 to 3023 and encodes 747 amino acids. Lineage: Eukaryota; Metazoa; Chordata; Mammalia; Primates; Cercopithecidae. The record is from RefSeq and is a predicted model, not a curated record. Gene Ontology annotation, cellular component: cytoplasm; XPC complex; nucleotide-excision repair factor 2 complex. Gene Ontology annotation, biological process: nucleotide-excision repair; mismatch repair. Gene Ontology annotation, molecular function: damaged DNA binding; single-stranded DNA binding. The transcript is spliced from 13 exons.
UAUCACAUGUAGUUGGCAACAGCUGCUGCUUAGGAGGACUUUGGAGAAACUUGUACGGGACCAGGACUGAGUAUCAAAGUUUUUGAGAACCUUGGGUCAGGAACCUGAUUUACCUUUAGAGACUUGAAUGAGACACCUUCGUGUCCUGGCUGGGGUGGGGGAUGAGGAGAGGGAACUCCUGUGUGCCAAGGAUUGAGCAGGUCAUCCGUUAUCUUACCUAAUCCUUAGAAAAGUGUUAUGAAUGAGGAGCCAGAGGCUCAGAGACACUAAGUAAUGUUUCAGGAGUCACUCAGCCGGUAAUUGAGGAGCUGAGACCUAAUCCUUCUCAUUGACUUGGAAUUCACGUUUUCCCUACCAUGUCACGCUGCAGGACUUGAGGCAGUGCCCACCGUGGUAGGGAGCCCCUAUCCUCCCCACCAUCCUGGAGUACCUCUGCAGCCUCUGAUGACCUGGGAAUAUGGAGCCUCUGAUGGCUUGGGAAGUACACUGUGCGAUGGGCACAUUACUAGGCACAGAAGAGGGAGAUAAUACAGAUCAUUCAAGAAGUGUCAAGUUGUCUUGAAGAUUCAUGGUAUACAGACUGAAAGAGAUUUUACACUAUAACAAUGUCACGUAAAUGACGAUGUGUUAAUUUAACAUUAAUAAAGGUAAUGGCUGCUAAGUAGAGAGUCAGUAGUCGGAAGAGUUGGACAGCCAGAGAAGACAUCCUGGAAGAAGUGAGCUUUGAGGCAUGUAGUGAAAAGAUAAAACUGGAGUUUGAGACACAUCUUCGGAGGGCAAUGAAACGUUUCAAUAAAGAGGUCCAUGCGGACACACACAAGGUUCACCUUCUCUGUCUGCUGGCAAAUGGCUUCUAUCGAAAUAACAUCUGCAGCCAACCAGAUCUGCGUGCUAUUGGCCUUUCCAUCAUCCCAGCCCACUUUACCAGAGUGCUGCCUCGAGAUGUGGACACCUACUACCUCUCAAACCUGGUGAAGUGGUUCAUUGCAACAUUUACAGUUAAUGCAGAGCUUUCAGCCAGUGAACAAGAUAACCUGCAGACUACAUUGGAAAGGAGAUUUGCUAUUUACUCUGCUCGAGAUGACGAGGAAUUGGUCCAUAUAUUCUUACUGAUUCUCCGGGCUCUGCAGCUCUUGACCCGGCUGGUAUUGUCUCUACAGCCAAUUCCUCUGAAGUCAGCAGCAGCAAAGGGAAAGAAACCUUCCAAGGAGAGACUGACUGCGGAUUUGGGAGGCUGCUCAGAAACUUCCAGCCAAGUUCUAGAAAACCACACCAAGCCAAAGACCAGCAAAGGAACCAAACAAGAGGAAACCUUUGCUAAGGGCACCUGUAAGCCAAGUGCCAAAGGGAAGAGGAGCAAGGGAGGCAGAAAGAAACGGAGGAAGCUCUCCUCCAGCGAGGAAGACCAGGGCCCAGGAGACAAGCAGGAGAAGGCAACCCAGCGACGUCUACAUGGCCGGGAGCGGCGGGUGGUCUCCAGGGUGUCUUAUAAAGAGGAGAGUGGGAGUGAUGAAGCUGGCAGUGGCUCUGAUUUUGAGCUCUCCAGUGGAGAAGCCUCUGAUCCCUCUGAUGAGGAUUCCGAACCUGGCCCUCCAAAGCAGAGGAAGGCCCCCGCUCCUCAGAGGACAAAGGCUGGGUCUAAGAGUGCCUCCAGGACCCAAUGUGGGAGCCAUCAUAAGGACCCAAGCUUGCCAGCGGCAUCCUCAAGCUCUUCGAGCAGUAAAAGAGGCAAGAAAAUGUCCAGCGAUGGUGAGAAGGCAGAAAAAAGGAGCAUAGCUGGUGUAGACCAGUGGCUAGAGGUGUUCUGUGAGCAGGAGGAAAAGUGGAUAUGUGUGGACUGUGUGCACGGCGUGGUGGGCCAGCCUCUGACCUGUUACAGGUACGCCACCAAGCCCGUGACCUAUGUGGUGGGCAUUGACAGUGACGGCUGGGUCCGAGAUGUCACACAGAGGUAUGACCCAGCCUGGAUGACAGUGACCCGCAAGUGCCGGGUUGAUGCCGAGUGGUGGGCAGAGACCUUGAGACCAUACCAGAGCCCAUUUAUGGACAGGGAGAAGAAAGAAGACUUGGAGUUUCAGGCAAAACACAUGGACCAACCUUUGCCCACUGCCAUUGGCUUAUAUAAGAACCAUCCUCUGUAUGCCCUGAAGCGGCAUCUCCUGAAAUAUGAGGCCAUCUAUCCUGAGACAGCUGCCAUCCUUGGGUAUUGUCGUGGAGAAGCGGUCUACUCCAGGGAUUGUGUGCACACUCUGCAUUCCAGGGACACGUGGCUGAAGAAAGCAAGAGUGGUGAGGCUUGGAGAAGUACCCUACAAGAUGGUGAAAGGCUUUUCCAACCGUGCUCGGAAAGCCCGACUUGCUGAACCCCAGCUGCGGGAGGAAAAUGACCUGGGCCUGUUUGGCUACUGGCAGACAGAGGAGUAUCAGCCCCCCGUGGCCGUGGAUGGGAAGGUGCCCCGGAACGAGUUUGGGAAUGUGUACCUCUUCCUGCCCAGCAUGAUGCCUAUUGGCUGUGUCCAGCUGAACCUGCCCAAUCUACACCGCGUGGCCCGCAAGCUGGACAUCGACUGUGUCCAGGCCAUCACUGGCUUUGAUUUCCAUGGCGGCUACUCCCAUCCCGUGACUGACGGAUACAUCAUCUGUGAGGAAUUCAAAGACGUGCUCCUGACUGCCUGGGAAAAUGAGCAGGCAGUCAUUGAAAAGAAGGAGAAGGAGAAAAGGGAGAAGCGGGCUGUAGGGAACUGGAGGCUGCUGGCCAAAGGUCUGCUCAUCAGGGAGAGGCUGAAGCGUCGCUACGGGCCCAAGAGUGAGGCAGCAGCUCCCCACACAGAUGCAGGAGGUGGACUCUCUUCUGAUGAAGAGGAGGGGACCAGCUCUCAAGCAGAAGCAGCCAGGAUACUGGCUGCCUCCUGGCCUCAAAACCGAGAAGAUGAAGAAAAGCAGAAGCUGAAGAGUGGGCCCAGGAAAACCAAAAGGGAAAAGAAGGCAGCAGCUUCCCACCUGUUCCCAUUUGAGAAGCUGUGAGCUGAGCACCCACUACCGGGGCGCCCACCACUUGCUGCUGCCCCGCUACAGGCCCCACACCUGCCCCGGGCAUGCCCAGCCCCCGGUGGUGGGGGCUUCUCACUGAGAAGGCAAACUGAGGCAGCAUGCACAAGGCAGGGUCAGGGGAGAGGAGGCCAAGCUGAGGAGGUGCUGCAGGUCCCGCCUGGCCCCAGCCCUUGUCAGAUCCACCCAGGGUGAAGUCUUCAAAGCUUUUUGCUACCAAAGCCCACUCACUCUUUCAGCUACAGAACACUUUGCUGGGAGAUACUCUCCUGCCUCCUAGACCUGUUCUUUCCAUCUUUGGAAACAUCAGUUUAUGUAUGGAAGCCACCGGGAGAUUUCUGGAUGGUGGUGCAUCCAUGAACGUGCUGAUCCUUUCUUCCAGUUAGUCUUCAUCUGUCCGACAAGUUCACUCGCCUCGGUUGCGGACCUAGGACCCUUUAUCUGCAGGCCGCUUACCUUCCCCUGAGUCAGGCUUACUAAUGCUGCCCUUGCUGCCUCUUUGCAGUAAGGGAGAGAGCAGAGAAAUACAGGUCAUCUCAGAUUAUGGAAUUGCUGGGAUCUAGUUUUCCAAGUAACAUUUGCAGUGGCAGAAGCCUACAAAAAGAGCUAAAAUCAGGAAAGAAAAGGAAAAAUACGAAUUGAAAAUUAAGGAAAUGUUAGUACAAUAGAUCAGUGUUAAACUAGAUUCUAUUCAUUACUAGAUAAAAUGUAUAAAGCUCUGUACUAAGGAGAAAUAACUUUUAUAACAUUUUGAGAAAAAAAUAAAGCGUUUAUCUAAA